Molecule: messenger RNA, 213 nt
Organism: Gaeumannomyces tritici R3-111a-1
Lineage: Eukaryota; Fungi; Ascomycota; Sordariomycetes; Magnaporthales; Magnaporthaceae
Product: protein transporter Sec61 subunit gamma
Exons: 3
Coding region: 1-213 (70 amino acids)
Biological process (GO): protein targeting; post-translational protein targeting to membrane, translocation
Cellular component (GO): Ssh1 translocon complex; membrane
Molecular function (GO): transmembrane protein transporter activity
Source: RefSeq, a predicted model, not a curated record
AUGUCGGACCAGGUUCAGGAGAUCCUCGACGUCCCCAGGGAAUUCCUCAAGGACGGGCUUCAGUUCAUCAACAGGAGCCAGAAGCCCGACCGCAAGGAGUUCCUCAAGAUCUGCCAGGCCGUCGGCGUCGGCUUCCUGGUCAUGGGCGCCGUCGGAUACGUGGUCAAGCUGAUCCACAUCCCACUCAACAACAUCCUCGUCGGCGGCGCAUAA